AUGGAUGAUUUUUUCUUGUCACCGGCGUCCUCAAAGUCUAGAAAGACGGUUGUUUUUGUAGCACUUUUGUUGGUUUAUGGUUUCGGCACAAGUGCCUUGUACGGGCUAUUAUGGCGGAAUGGCUACUACGAAGCCCUGGUUCGGCUUCGUAACGAGGGACCACAUUACCUCCCGGGCUCUUCGAAUUUUAUCCUCACGCAAUACACAAGGAUAGCCCCCCUGGAUAAGCUUCUGACGUUGGCGACAGUGAUGUUUUCCAACGUCACCGAUGGGAGUCUUCCUCAACUGUCACUAUAUUCUUUCCACUUUGGCGGGCAAUAUCUAGCCUUGCUUGUGGUUAUUGCGAUAGAAGGACUGAGGAGUGGGAACCAAGCCAACUCUCUCCGUUUCUUCUCCGUAUGGGCGUGUCUAAUGCAAACCGCUAGCUAUGGUUGCACGAUGCCCCUUUACGGAAUGGUUCACCUAUUGACUUCGCCAGUAGCGGAGGAAGUCGGCCCAGUGCUCUUGGAAGCGGCCUCCAUAGUAAAACCUUUGGAAGUAUCGACGAUGCCACUUGCGUUCAUGCUCGGUUAUAUCGUCCCGGCAAUUCUCAUGAGCAUCCCCGUGUUUCCAAACUGGUUACACCAAUGGUUCGGCGGACUUUGGCAAGGGUCCCCUAUCUGGAGCAUGGCCAUUCAGAUAUUGUUGGCAUCACGACUGGAAAAACGUCGACGAGCUCGCAGCAUCUCCCAGCCGAACUCCAAGGAGCCCUUUGCUAGGGGUUCGCAAUCUCCCAUGCCCUGGAUGAGGUUAAAGGAAAAGGACCUGCUCGCCAGGACCUACUUAUUUGCAUUUGUCUGGUGUGUGAUAUCCCAGAUCAUUCCGCUUGCAUUAAUCGUGGCCGUUCACCUAUAUCCUUCGGCAUUUCCAUCCUCUUUGCAGGAGGCUUGGACCUUCUUUAAUGUUUUCGUGCCUCCUCCUUUCUGGUCAACCGAGAAAAUGGUUUCGAUGGCAUCUGGGAUGCACGACUUUUUCCUCUAUGACCAGUACGUUGGCUCAACUGCUGCUAUUAUUUGGUCGUCGACCUUGUAUGUGAACUCAAGGGAAAACCGGAUGUUAAUAAAGAGCUGGGUCAAGCUAGCUUUCGUGAUCACGGCGCUGAGUUUACUCACGGGACCCGUUGGAGCGGUUGUGUGGUUGAUGUGGGAAAGGGACCAGAAGUUACUGUCUAUCCUGGAUAAUGGAUUUUAA
Messenger RNA from Hypoxylon fragiforme, 1230 nucleotides. RefSeq lists its product as uncharacterized. NCBI's taxonomy places the organism in Eukaryota, Fungi, Ascomycota, Sordariomycetes, Xylariales, Hypoxylaceae. The coding region runs from base 1 to 1230 and encodes 409 amino acids. The record is from RefSeq and is a predicted model, not a curated record. The transcript has 2 exons.